AUGAAAGUCAAAGACACUCAGCCUGAAUCGGUCGUGCCUGAGAAGGUGAAGGAUGAGACUUCGGUGGCCAGCUCCCUCCCCCCGGCCGAGGACGAGCCGAUCCCCCAUUUGCACGCAAAAACGUUUUUGACCGUCUUUGCCGUUUGCACUGUCUAUUUUGCCCAGCUUGUGAACGUGGUCGGAGCCGGAGCACAAGCACAGAAGAUCGUCGAGGUCGUCGGUGGCAACACCAACAGCGUCUGGCUGACAUCGACAAUUGCCAUCCUGACGGCGGUGCUGUCGCCCAUCGUCUCGCAGGCGGCAGACUACUGGGGCCGCCGCUGGUUCCUGAUCGUGCUGACGCUCUGUGGUGUCGUUGGCUCCAUCGUGGUCGCCCGGGCCGACAGCAUCGGCAUGGCCAUUGCCGGUUUCACCGUCUCCGGCCUUUCUUAUGGCGCCCAACCGCUGCUGCAUGCCGUCGCGUCCGAGGUACUACAGCGUCGCCACCGGCCAUGGGCCCAGGGCUUGACCAACCUGUCAGCAGCCCUCGGCGGUGUCGUUGCUCUGCUUGUCGGCGGCGCCAUGACGCGCAACAGCAAUGCCGCCGGCUUCCGGAACUUCUGGUACAUGGCUACGGCUAUCUUUUUUGUCGCCACCGUUCUUGUUGCCCUGCUCUACAACCCGCCCAGGACGGCCAACCAGACCGAUCUUACGCUCGGCCAAAAGCUCGGCCGCCUCGACUGGGUCGGCUACAGCCUUCUCUGCAGCGGCCUCGUACUCUUCUGCAUGGGCCUCUCCUGGUCACAGAACCCGUAUCCGUGGUCCAAUCCCCACACGUCUGCCACCUUUGCCGUCGGACUCGCCCUUUUCCUCGUCCUCGUCGCCUAUGAGACCUGGUUCAAGACCGACGGCAUGCUGCACCACGGCCUUUUUGGCCAUCGCAACUUCGCCAUCGCUCUACUUUGCGUCUUCGUCGAAGGCCUCGUCUUUUUCGCUGCUAACAAUUAUUUCGCCUACGAGGCCGGCGUCAUCUACGAGACUGAUACCCUACAUGUCGGCCUCCGCUACACCGUCAACAUGCUCGUCUACGGUGCCAGCGCCAUUUUUGCCGGAUUCUACUGCUCCUCCACCAAAAAUGUCCGCUGGCCGGCUGCCUGUGCCUUCACCUCCAUGGUCAUUUUCUUCAUCCUCAUGGCUACCGCUACCCCCUCGGCUGCCAGCUCUCGCAACGUCUGGGGAUACCCCGUCUUUCUCGGUAUCGGCCUGGGCAUCGCUCUCUGUGCCCUCGUCACCAUUGCACAGCUGUCGACGCCGCGUGAACUCAUCGCCAUCACCAGUGGCCUCAUGAUUGGCACUCGCUCUCUGGGCGGCUCUGUUGGCCUUGCUAUCUGGCACCUGAACUCUCGUCUGGGCCCGAAUAUCGCUGCAGCUGUGCUGCCUCUUGGCCUGCCCGAGUCAUCGCUCGCCGCGUUCAUUACCAAUCUCUCUAACCAGAACACUGCUGGCCUGCUCACCGUUCCCGGUGUGUCAACUGAAAUCAUCCUGGCGGCCGUUAGUGCCCUAAAGGAAACCUACAGCGUCGCAUUUCGUUGGGUCUGGACGGCUGCCGGUGCCUUUACUGUUAUUGCCGCUAUUGGCGCCACCUUUUUGAUUGAUCCCAAAAAGGAGUUCAAUAAUCACAUCGACGCCCCGGCCGAAAACGCAGAGGAGCUCUACAACUGA
Messenger RNA from Grosmannia clavigera kw1407, 1701 nucleotides. Its product is annotated as siderophore iron transporter. The record is from RefSeq and is a predicted model, not a curated record. Gene Ontology annotation, biological process: transmembrane transport. NCBI's taxonomy places the organism in Eukaryota, Fungi, Ascomycota, Sordariomycetes, Ophiostomatales, Ophiostomataceae. Bases 1 to 1701 code for a protein of 566 amino acids. The transcript is spliced from 4 exons. Gene Ontology annotation, cellular component: membrane. Gene Ontology annotation, molecular function: transmembrane transporter activity.